This is a messenger RNA of Acanthopagrus latus (yellowfin seabream), 3284 nucleotides long. RefSeq names its product CDC42 small effector 2 (gene cdc42se2). Lineage: Eukaryota; Metazoa; Chordata; Actinopteri; Spariformes; Sparidae. The transcript is spliced from 5 exons. The coding region runs from base 308 to 538 and encodes 76 amino acids. Gene Ontology annotation, molecular function: small GTPase binding. Gene Ontology annotation, biological process: regulation of Rho protein signal transduction. Gene Ontology annotation, cellular component: plasma membrane. The record is from RefSeq and is a predicted model, not a curated record.
ACUCUGGAGCGGAAGUCGUGUGACGUAAUCAGCGAGCUCACUUCCUGGUUUAUUGCAUUCUUUAGCGUUCAGUCGAUCGUUCGUUUUUUACUCCGGCAAACCGGCCGCCAUCUGGAGUGCUCUGCCCUGUGUUAGAUGAACAGUUCUCGUGCCAACUGUUAACCCAGGAUAAACCAGUGGUUUGUGCCUGUCAUCAGUUUCCGGCGUGUGUUUGUGGCUCUGCUGCUAAGACUGAACAGGAAGACAGACAAAGAGAGACGUCUGAACUGAGAGAGGAAACUGCUGUGGCUUCUUUGUCGGCCUCAGAAUGACUGAGUUCUGGGUUUGUUUCAGCUGCUGCAUUGCAGAGCAGCCACAACCUAAACGGCGGCGACGAAUCGAUCGCUCCAUGAUCGGGGAGCCAACAAACUUCGUUCACACAACACAUGUAGGCUCAGGGGACAUGGGUCUGGGACUGGCAUCGGUGGACCUUGUUCAGGCCCAGAUGAAAUCUAAAGGGGGCUACGCGCACGGAGGGUCUGAAGGCUCCCAGUUGUAACGAGCCCUUCACAGUCUUGUGGAAACUACUGUUGUUGAUAUGAGGAAGCAUUUUCAAAAAAGCAGUUCUGUCUGUAAUGGACGCAGGACCAAAAGAUGAAACUACUGCUUUUCCAUAAUGUUGUAUAUAUUUUUAUUUUCCAUUCCUUUUUUUUUUUUAAUGAAAGCACUGCUAUCCAUUUGCUGCCAUACUGUUGCACUGUAAAGAGUAACUGUUAGGAGUAGAUAAGAGGGUUUAGAAAGCUCAUAAUCUCAGUCAGACGUAUGCUUGUGUGUAUGCAUGAGGAAAAUAGUUUCAAAAAUAUUUGCUGUUGUAGCCCAUUUGGAUGCCUGUAUUUAUUAUCUGAUUUGUUAACGGACCUCAUGGUGGCUGGGCCACGCUGGAGAUUUGGAACAUUCAGUUUCCUCCUUUAUUUCUCAGAGGUUUAUCAAAGGACAGGUAGAGGUAGCAAGGCAAAAAGCGACAUGUUCAUUGUUUUAUUCUGAGAAAUACUCAUGAUUGUCUGAGUUGCUUUCAGGGUCGAAGAUUGCUGUCUCGUAAUAAACUUGAAAUGAGUAGAGUACACUGGAUCAUACGUUGUACACUCACACUUGCUUAGGAAUUUUUUCGCAUUGAUUUCAACUGUUUUUUUUUUAUACUCAUUUAGAUUGAAACAUAUAGAAUUUUAAUAAACUAUGAACUUCCUAAUCUGCCUUCUGAAGUCAUGUUCAUUAUUUGUUUUUUAUUAGUGUUUUCUGGCAGCUUGAUGCUGCAAAUGCUGAGCUUUGUAAUGAGUCAAGAUUCACAUUUCUGUUGUGUUUUUUUUUUUUUUUUUUUUUACAUGGCUUGUGUACCAACUGUUCCAAGAAUUCCACUUGGAAGUAACCAAAUGGCUGUUGCAAAUGCUGCUGCGAAUGUGGGUCAGGUUUUUUUUUUCUUAUUAGAGUCAGCGGUGUUCUUAAAUAUGUAGUUUACCUAUCUUCUUUUGAUAGCUGAAACCGCUGUUCCUUUUUUUUUUUCUGAGCACAGUUUGCGUUGCACACUCUGUCCUGUCAUGACUUCUUGGAGUAUUUCUCAACAUAAAAUCAUUGUAACGGUCUUUUUUUGGCUGAUUAGCCCACAGAGAUGAUUUUGUCCCUCCUGUCUCAGUAGUUUCAAAAAGGGAUGCACAAUAUCGGAUAUUUGUCUAUUUUUUUCCCGCUCCGUUUGUCAGAUAUAUGCACAUAUCCGUUUCCACCCACUUGCAAAGAACACCUUCAUGCAGUGGGGUCAAUGCAUUACUUUGAACCAAAUGAUAAAAUUAUCAGGACAAAAUGAAAUAUAGUCAGUGGUUCAUCUUAUUGACAGAAAUGUUCCUUUUGAGCAGACGUUAUACUUUGUAGGCCAUUAAAGAUGACUUGCAGAUAUCGUGCAUCUCUAGUUUUGACACCACCUAAUACGACCCACCUUCGUAGCAGUGUUUGUGAUUCUGUCGCUUCAUUGUUAAAAGAUUUUUCCAUGUUGCUGUUAAUAUUAUUGUGUUUUAAAACAAAAUGACUAAAGGUAUUAAACCCCCCCCCCGACCCACUUUUGACAUCAGAUUAAUUAAAUCCCAGUUUGUCUGUUUGUGCAAAAGUUUAUCCUCCUCCUCAAGGAGAGCUUUUUUUCUUCCCCCUCUCUUGUAGCUCUUAUUAUCUGAUCACACUUGUUAUCAGUUGUGUCAGUGAUCGGACCCGAGUUAAUGUUCUCCCUUUUUUUAUUGGCUGGCUGGUACAUUUUCGUCCCUCAGUAUGUCAUUUGUAGUCCAAAUUUUCUGAUCCAGGCUCCAUUGAAAAUCCCUUUGCAGAUGGUGACGGAGCAGCUGCAGUAUGAUCGGUGCUCAUGUGCACGCUGCUCAUCGCUACGAACAGUGAUUGUAAAUCAAUAAGGUCAAAGGUGCCAAUCAAACCAGCAGGCCUGGAUCUUUUAUGACAUGUGUUUUUCUUUUUUUUCUUUUUUUUUCUGUUCCAUCGACAUCGUAUCAUUUACUAUUCCAACAAAAGAAUGUGGUUGUAUUAUAAAGUCAAGCAAAAGUCUGUGUCAAUUGGUGUUAACGAGUGCUAUUGUCAAAGUUAUUUAUGAUACGAGAAUGAAAUAUUCGGUGUGUGUACCAGGCGAUGUGAAACAUAUUAUGGAUAUAGUCUCACUUGUGUUAUUUUAUCAUUUAUAGCCUUAAAACAGCCACUUUCCCCAACAUCCACUGACUGACUCAAUCAUGUGAUCCACCAGGCUAAAAAAAUGUUGUCCGUCAACGGAGCUUAACUGUUCCUCUCUCAGUGUUUCUGUAGUGAUUCCUGUGUGAAAAGAGAUCCACAUGUGUAGACUAGUUUGUUAUUUCCAGCUCUGGGCUAAAUGCUGUAGUAUGUGCAGACAUACUGGGAUUGCAGUAUAUUAUGUGACCAGCAGGCUGUGCUAGUGGACUGGUUGAAUGUGACUUAAAAAAAAAGUUUCCUUCUGGGAUUCCUGUCAUAGGACUUAUUUUAUGAUGAUAUUGUAAAUAUGUAACAUAAAAGCAAUGGAUCCAUGGUUUAUAUGUAUUGAGGGUCAUACAUAUUUUUGCUCACUUUUCUGUAUAACGAUACUGGAGAAGCAGAGUUGGUCCAGUGUUUUUUGUUUCUUUUUUUUGUUUUGUUUUUGUUUUUCCCCAGGAACUGCUUGAUGUGUAGUUCCCACUUUAAGGGAAAUUCAUCUGUCUAUUUUUUUUUUCAGAAUAAAAAAUGAGAAAUAAAUGUUUAAUGUUGAUGUUUGA